UGACCGUACACCUUCAAUCCAAAAGUCAACCCAUUGGUACAGCUCACGCGAGCUUUUGCACGCGUGCACACUUCUGAGAAGAGAGCACUGAAGACCAGAGCAGACGCUAAGACAAUGGCACAGGAGGCCGACUCCAUCCUGCACAGCGGCUACUUCCACCCCACUCUCAGAUACUGGCAGACGUGUGCAUCAGACCUCAAACCUGACAACCUCAUCUACCCCAUCUUCAUAACUGACAGUCCUGAUGCAGUGGAACCUAUUGCAAGCCUGCCAGGUCAAGCAAGAUACGGUAUUAAUAAGCUAGAAGGUAUGCUGCGUCCUCUUGUGGAAAAAGGCUUGAAAUGCGUGCUGAUUUUUGGAGUUCCUGCCAAAAUCGCAAAGUGUUUUUUCCUUCAGGAUGAGCGAGGCUCUGGGGCUGACACCGAUGACACUCCUGCUGUUCAAGCUGUGAAGAAACUGCGAGCUCUGUUCCCUGAUCUGGUGCUGGCUUGUGACGUGUGUCUCUGUCCUUACACGUCACACGGUCACUGUGGGAUCCUGCGUGAAGAUGGCACCCUGGAUAACGCAGCGAGUUGUAUGAGACUGGCAGAGGUGGCGUUGGCGUACGCACGUGCUGGUUGCCACAUUAUCGCUCCAUCCGACAUGAUGGAUGGACGGAUCGCAGCCAUUAAGCAAGCACUCAUAUCCAAUGAUCUUGGCAACAAGGUUUCAGUGCUGAGCUACAGUGCCAAGUUUGCUUCCUGUUAUUACGGACCUUUCAGGGAUGCCGCUCAGUCCAAGCCAGCUUUCGGAGACAGGCGAUGCUAUCAGCUGCCCCCUGGUGCCCGAGGACUUGCACUGCGAGCCUGUGAGCGAGAUGUAAAAGAGGGAGCCGAUAUGCUGAUGGUGAAACCAGGACUGCCUUAUCUUGAUAUUCUGAGGGAGGUUAAGGAUAAGCACCCGACACACCCCCUGGCGGUGUACAACGUGUCCGGGGAGUUCGCGAUGCUGUGGCACGGAGCGCAGGCCGGAGCCUUUGACCUGCGUACAGCCGUCCUGGAAGCCAUGACCGCCUUCCGUCGGGCAGGAGCAGACAUCAUCAUCACUUACUACACUCCUCAGCUGCUCACGUGGCUUACAGAGUGACAUGCCGCUCCGCUCUCAUGGAUUAGUUCUGAUUUAUUCCAAAGGGCAUUGAGAGUUGAUGAUAAAGAGAGGAUUCGCUGUAAUAGAGAUGAUGAUUUUUACAUUAUAGUACUUUUGGGGGAAAAACAUACAAUGUAAAUCCUUAUAAUAAUCCUUAUUAUCAUUAUUAAGCUAUGUUGAUAAAAAGUAAAUAUAGCACACUAACACCUUCUCAAAAACAGCUAGCUAUCAUCACACUGAUUAUUAUUAUUAUUAUGAUUUCUUUCUUUUUCUUUUUAUGAGUACCAGCUUUCUAAGCUCAACAUCUAGUUUACAAAUUAUAUUUAAAUGGGAAAUUAUGGGUUCGGUUGCUUUCAUGUCAAGUCUGUCACUGGAAUAAACACCAUUUUGUUCUGUAAUGUGAUAAA
Molecule: messenger RNA, 1532 nt
Organism: Pangasianodon hypophthalmus (striped catfish)
Lineage: Eukaryota; Metazoa; Chordata; Actinopteri; Siluriformes; Pangasiidae
Gene: alad
Product: aminolevulinate dehydratase
Exons: 12
Coding region: 115-1125 (336 amino acids)
Biological process (GO): heme biosynthetic process
Cellular component (GO): cytosol
Molecular function (GO): porphobilinogen synthase activity; zinc ion binding
Source: RefSeq, a predicted model, not a curated record